Messenger RNA from Trypanosoma rangeli, 1254 nucleotides. RefSeq names its product poly [ADP-ribose] polymerase. The coding region runs from base 1 to 1254 and encodes 417 amino acids. NCBI's taxonomy places the organism in Eukaryota, Euglenozoa, Kinetoplastea, Trypanosomatida, Trypanosomatidae. The transcript has a single exon. The record is from RefSeq and is a predicted model, not a curated record.
AUGAGUGACCUUUGGGGCAUGUUUGUGGAUCGCCUGGUGGCGUCAGGAUACACACUGGAGGAUUUUGUUGACAACGAAGGCUUGCUUCGGCUUGUCGCUGAGGAGUUUUGUGGGUUCACGCCUCAGCAAGUAAGGGAGCUUCAGAAACAGUGGCAGAGUGUGCACCAAGGAGCAACAAUUAGGAUGAUGAAACCGAGAGAUGCAUCUCAUACAGCGGGGCGAGCCUAUUCUCAAAUGAAUGGCAAACCUGCCUUUCAAGGCAGCUUUAGUGUGUAUUCCACAAGUACAGUGUUGUCUCGUGCCACCAGAUUCUUGUCGAAUUUGAGCAAAAAUGGGAGUCUACUAUCAUCCGCGAUGGUGACGGAGCUCCCGCUUCCACGCAGACUAACCCAAUCUUUUCGUGGACGGCUGGCUUCAAUGCAUAACCCCACUGGAGAAGUGGAGCUUAUGUGGAAACUUUGUAGCCCAAGUACAUUAGCCAGCAUUAGGGAAGGCCGUUCAUUGGGGACUAUAGAUAACCGGGACAGAUUGUGCUCCUGUGGUAUUGUUCUCUACCGCGACGACGGAGAUGCAGCAGAAUUUCAAGAAGACACACCUGUGGAAUUGGUACACCAAGGCUGGUGCCUUGUUGCCUUUGAUACAGCCAUUGGUAAAUCGCGUCAUCUUGAAGCAGAGGAAAUUCAACUAGUGCAGCAUUUUUCUAUGAAAGAGUGCUUUCACACCCUUAAUAGUGACGGCUAUGACAGCAUUUUGAUUACUCCUUGUAAUGCCAUUGCCAUAUUCCACCCAGACCAGAUUGUCCCACGUUUUAUUGUUACUGUCCAUGCUUCCAACACCCAUCUGUCAAGUUGCCCUUCCAUAGCAACUGCAAUGGGUCAUCACGAUAUGACAUCUUAUCAACUGCGAAAAGGUGAAAAUCUGUAUGACAAGGUGCAACCAAAAGUCGUGGAGGCAAUAAGAGGGCUGAAUGUAGCAAAUGCACCUCAUAAACUAUCCGCUGACACCUCUUUGGAUGCGACUAUGUGCCACAAACAUCCGGGCAAGGAGGUUGAAUUUUGGUGUUCAGAGGAAAAACAGCUGUUAUGCAGUCAUUGCCUCUUUUAUGACGGCUACAGCAGCAACAAUUGCGUACUAGUGGCUGAGGCAGCUCGAAAGGAGCUCCAAGACUUGAACGUUGGAUGCAAAAUGCACGGACUUUUACAAAAGAGAUUAAUUCUGUUGUUGAUCUUUUCCGCUCCGCAGAAGAGGAUAUAG